This is a messenger RNA of Formica exsecta, 6001 nucleotides long. RefSeq names its product 5'-3' exoribonuclease 1 (gene pcm). The coding region runs from base 146 to 5098 and encodes 1650 amino acids. The transcript has 18 exons. The record is from RefSeq and is a predicted model, not a curated record. Gene Ontology annotation, biological process: rRNA catabolic process; nuclear-transcribed mRNA catabolic process. Lineage: Eukaryota; Metazoa; Arthropoda; Insecta; Hymenoptera; Formicidae. Gene Ontology annotation, cellular component: nucleus. Gene Ontology annotation, molecular function: RNA binding; 5'-3' RNA exonuclease activity.
UGAAGCAAAGUUGAUAUAGCGCAUCCGCGAGCAAAACUUUUAAUUUUGAUAAAGACGGGACUUUACAAGGAAACGCGUAGUUUGCCUGAUAGACGGUACAGAGUUGAGCGUUUUUUUACUCUCGACGUUCAAACGAGAUCUCAAGAUGGGUGUGCCGAAAUUCUUUAGAUACAUAAGCGAGAGAUAUCCCUGCCUCAGCGAGGUCAUAAAGGAACAUCAGAUACCAGAGUUCGAUUAUUUAUAUUUAGAUAUGAAUGGUAUCAUACAUACAUGUUCACAUCCGAAUGAUGAUGUUUGUUUCCGUAUUUCUGAGGAGGAUAUUUUUAAAAACAUAUUUCACUAUAUAGAAGUGUUAUUCAACAUGAUACGCCCACAAAAGUUGUUCUUCAUGGCGAUAGAUGGUGUAGCGCCUAGAGCUAAAAUCAAUCAGCAGAGGGGUCGACGAUUUAGAGCUGCCAAGGAUGCAGAAGUACAAGAGGCUAAAGCUAAAGCAAAGGGUAUUGAAAUACCCAAGGAAAAGAGAUUUGACUCAAAUUGCAUAACCCCAGGAACACUUUUUAUGGCUAAACUUGGCGAACAGCUCAAACGUUUUGUUGAACAUAAAAUUUCUAUGGAUGAUACUUGGAUGAAAUGUAAAAUAUUGUUCAGUGGAUCUGAGGUUCCUGGAGAAGGAGAGCAUAAAAUUAUGGAUUAUAUAAGAUAUAUGAAAACAAGCAAAGAUUACAACUGUAAUUCCAGACAUUGUUUAUAUGGUCUAGAUGCUGAUUUAAUAAUGUUAGGUCUCUGUUCUCAUGAGCCAAAUUUCUCUCUUUUAAGAGAGGAGGUCAAAUUUGGUAAACAACAAGUAAGGAUGACUCCUGAGGAGACAAAGUUCUGCCUUCUUCAUUUGUCACUUUUACGAGAAUAUAUAGAGCAUGAGUUUUCACCAAUCAAAGACAAAUUAUCUUUUCCAUUUGACAUUGAGAAAAUUAUCGAUGACUGGGUUUUAAUGGGUUUUCUCGUGGGAAACGAUUUUAUUCCCCAUUUGCCAAAUUUACAUAUUACAAACGGUGCACUGCCAAUUCUGUACCGUGCAUAUAUGGAAGUAUUACCAACACUCGAAGGUUAUAUAAAUGAAGCAGGAACAUUAAAACUGGAUCGUUUUGAAAAGUUUAUGGAAAAACUUAGUCGUUUAGACUUAGAACAAUUUAAUGAACAGUAUGCCGAUUUAAAAUAUUUUGAAAGUAAAACAGGCAGACGGCCCAAUGAAACUGAACGUCAUGUAUACAAGAAAUCGGAAGAUGACGAAACUGCAUUUCCGCAAAAAAUACAAAAUAAAGAUUUAGAUGCUCUAAUUAAAAGUACUACAGAGAUGUCCUUAGGUCAUUCUGAUGAUGAUGAUGAAGAUGAUAGUGACUAUAUAGUUGAUAUGGAUAUGAUAAAUGACGAAUCUGAUAGUGAUAUAUAUAAUAUGGAAUUUGUACAACAUAAAAGAGAUUAUUAUAUGAACAAAUUGGAAUACAAAAAUGUUGAUGCAGAAGUUUUACGUUCGCAAGCUGAAGGCUAUGUCAGAGCAAUACAAUGGAAUUUACGUUAUUAUUAUCAUGGCUGUUGUAGUUGGUCAUGGUAUUAUCCACAUCAUUAUGCCCCAUAUAUUUCAGACAUAAAAGAUUUUAAGGAUUUGAAAUUAGAAUUUGAAUUGGGAGAGCCAUUCUUACCUUUCCAACAAUUAUUAGCUGUGUUACCUGCACAUAGUAAAGAUCUAUUACCAAAAACAUUCCAAUCACUAUUGAUAGAAGAGUCUUCUCCUAUUAUAAAUUAUUACCCACAUGAUUUUAAAACUGAUCUAAAUGGAAAAAAACAGGAAUGGGAAGCAGUUGUGCUUAUUCCAUUCAUUGACGAAAAGCUAUUGUUGGCUGCUAUGGAGCCACACUUAUCGAAAUUAACAGCGGAGGAACAAGCAAGAAACAAAUAUGGAUCGAUGUGUCUAUAUACAUAUAAUGAUGCAAUCCGAAGUGUUCAGAAGGCAACAACAUACUUUCCGGAAUUUAUCAAUUGUGCUCAGUUAACUUUAAUAAACCGCGACGAAAUUUUUGUGCCGCGAGAACAAUUAGUUCGAGGAUUGUCCCCGGGUUUCAAUCUCGAUGUUUAUUAUCCGGGAUUUCCUAUAUUGCGGCAUUUACAACAUACAGCGCAUUUAGAAAAAGCAAAGGUCAAAGUAUUCCAACAGGCAUCAAUGGGAGAAAAUAUGAUCCUAAGUAUAAUAUCAAACGAAGCACCUAAUUUAACGACCUUAGCGUCAGAACUAUUAGGGAAGAGUGUGUAUGUCGGAUGGCCUCACUUGAAGGAGGCUCUCGUGAUUGGCGUGGCUGAUAACGAUGUAAAAUUCAGUUUGAUUAAUCCACUAGAGGGUUACAGUGAUAAUAAUUUGAAAAAGGAAGUCGUAAAGGAUUUGUUAGCUGUGGAAUGGCGUACACAAAAGAAACAAAUCAGAGACACACAUAUGUCGCGUCUUGGAAUAGACAUAGGCGAUACGAACGUAUUAUUUUACGCCCGUACAUACUUGGGAAACAAAUACAUUUUCGGUGUGCAGGGAAAAGUGACGAUCGAGAAACAAUGGAGCGAUUUUCCCACGGCUUACGCUUAUCAGACUGUGGUUAAAAACAUUUCUGUCUACAGCAAAAAACUACCGGUUUAUAAAACUAUGCAUGAUAUUUUUGUACCAGGCACUUUCUGUUUCAUGUUGGGACAUCCUUAUUAUGGUGCAAUGGGAGAGGUUAUGCAAUAUAAGGACCAUCCAAAGCCACGCAGAAUCAAAAUUUCUAUAAAGAUUACAAAGGAGCCAACAUUUGAGGUCAUUAAACAAGCCUAUGCGCAACAGAGGACUCGAUAUAUGCAUGGCAGUAUUGCUGCACAACGUCUUGGAAUAAGUAGUCAUCUUUUAAGUAGAAUUACUGGAACAAUUUAUGUUAUACAAGCAUCGAAAGAGGAAAUUGCUAAAUAUAAUGUUGGAUUGAAUUUAAAGUUCAAUAAAAGGAAUGAAGAGAUGCCUGGUUACACUAGAAAAGAAAAUAGUCAAUGGUUGUACAGUGCAAAAGCAAUUGAAUUGAUUCGCAAUUAUAUGACGAAAUGUCCCAACUUGUUCGAACGUUUGGCUCAAAAUGUAACAAACGACAUUUUCCAAGAAGAGGAGCUAUUUGACAAGGGAUCAAACGAGCUGAAAGAUACAGUUGUAUGGCUGAAAACACAAUUGGACGGUAUAGAAAGUCGUGCCUGUGGCAUGGAUAUCGUCGAAAUGGAAUUAGUGAAACAGAUCGAGCAAGAAACAGAGGAAUACCUAAAGACUCAGAAUACCAAAGUAGUCUUUAUACAAGUAAAACCACAAUUGCUCUUCAAGCCAGGAUUACAUUUGCGUAGUGUGCCGCCUGAUCCGAGUUCCCAGAAUCGUUUAUUCGACAGAAUAUGCUGCGUUCGAAGCGGUUUCAGCGUACCGCUCGGAGCUAAGGGUGUUAUAAUAGGAAUACGAAAGGCGAACAAUCCAACGGACAUUAUGUACGACGUUUUGUUUGACCAGCCUUUCAUCGGCGGACUUACAUUAAGCGGUUGCUCUGCAUCUCGCGGCUAUCGUUUGGCAGCUAUGGACUUCAUAAAUAUCAGCUUUGGCGAAAGAAACGAGCAGGGGAAUCCAGCAAACGAAUCGGCAGAUUGCCGCAAACAAAUCGCGAAUCCAGCUUCUCCUAAUAAAAAGAACGAUCAAUCGUCGAAGUCGUAUCCGCAAAUGCAACUCGCAAAAAAAGGACUCGAAAAAUUAAGUCGAGACAUUAGUUUGGGCAUAAUGGUACAACAAAACAUGAUAGAAUCAGACUCAAAGACGGUGCCUUACGCGGCAUUGCCUCAAAAUUCCCGCCAGAACGCACCACCUAAUCAAACGUCUGAAUUUCAAGCGCUAUGGGACGAUUUGCAUAAGAUACAGAAACCGAACGGACCGCCCGAGAAAAUACCAUCGAAUCCAAUGAUGACAAAGAUUAAGCCAUUCAGCAACAAUCAUAAUAUGCAAUCGCCACAAGAUCCUAGCGCAUUCUUGAAAGCUAUGUUAAAGAUUCCCGAUGUAAAUGCGCAAACAAAUAAGCAACAGAGCAAACACUCUACAUCCGCGAUGACGCUUCAGAAAGCGGCAGUUUCGCAAAAAGAUCAAACAUUAAAUCCCCCACCUUUGGUUCAACAAAUGUUUGAUCACGCCCGACGAACGGAAGAAAGAAAAGAGAGAGCACAUUCAGUUUGGUAUAGCACACAAUUAUUACAACAUUUCUCGUAUAGCGGAGCUGGCAUACCAAAGUAUAAUUAUAUCAUCGAUGAAAAAACGGGUUUGAUUAGCGCCCACAUUAUGAUAGAUCAUGCAAGAGUUUUUAAGGGCGAUCCUUGCAUCACUCACGAACUAGCCACAGAAAGUGCUGCAAAACGAGCAUAUAAGGCAUUAAAUCUAAGUAUAGUAGCGACACAUGAUGCGAAAAUCGUAAUGACACCUCGACCACAAUGGUAUAAUAAUCAACAAAGUAAUUGGGUUCAAAAUAUCCGACCUCCUAUAAUGCCCAUGGGACCUCCGAAAAUGCCACCGUUUCCGCAAAAUCUACUUAUGCAGCCUAAUAUAUUCUACCCGAAAUGGAACCAGAAAUUGCCGUCAAAUCCAGCGUUCGGACAAACCGCGUUGUAUAACCAAGCCAGACAACAGCAAACUAAACAAGGACAACAAAAGGGUCCUCAGAAUGGACCGAAGAUGGAGAUUAAGAAUAGUACCACGUUCGUGCCAUUACAAGCACAGAAAAAGAGCAGAAACGCCAGUGUAAAACAAGCUGCAAGAGAAACCAAUCCAAAUUCCAAGAAGAAUUCGAGCCCUAAAGUGCAGCAGCAACAGCAGAAGAAAGAAGAAACGUCACCCAAGAAAGAAAAACAAGAGGUUGUAAAUAAAGUCAGGGAAAAGACAUUAAACGAACGGCAACAACAAUCACAGCAACAACAGCCGCAAUAUAACGCGGGAAAAUCGUCCAAACCUAGGAAAUCGCGCGUCGCCGCGAAAUUCGGUGCACCACCGUUAUCAAACGGCGGUGAACCUCCCCAGUGAAAAAUCUAUUCUGUCUUUUAAGAUGGGAUAACUUUGCAAAUUAUAUAUGUACAUACAAGAUAAUACCGAAAUCCCACCACGCGUUCGUUUUCUACAUUUUAUAAUAAAAACGAGCAAUUUUCUUUGAAGAUUUCCAAUGGGCCAGUUUAUCUCUUGUUGCAAAGACUUUACACAUUGGUGCAUUGAACAUUUUUCGUACUUAGAUAUAAUCACACCAAGUAAUAAUUUGUAGAUUCUUUUUCUCGAAUCAAAUGUAUAUACUUUGAACUUAUAUACGUAACAUAUGUAAAGAAUGUAAGUGAGAAAGUUAGUUGAUUGUUUAAUUUGCCUUUUUUACAUUUUGCUAUGCAUUAGCUAUGUGUAUCAUUUAUACUCAUGAAUUUUUAUGUUUUGAUAUUAGCACGAUAUAUUAUCAGAAUACUUUAUGAUUAUAUGUGUGUUGAUGAGUUAUUUUACUUUUUUAUGAGAAUGUUCGAAAAUUAUUUAUUCAGAUAUUUUUACGUAAUUAACUAUAAAAAAGUUACAAAAUUUAAAUGGUAUGCACAAAAGCUUGAAGCAAAAGUAUAUCGUAAAGAUUUUGAUAAUAAUAUGUUUCCUCUUUUUUUAAGGUUUUAUUUUAUUAAAAUACAUAUGUAUCAUGCGCACACACAUGACAAUCAGUUUAUACUAUAUUUAACUUUAUUGAAAAAAUUCAAAUUCAAAUUCGUUAAAUAACAUUGGUUUGUGCAUAAAUGGAUUUAAUUUAUUAUUUAAUAACGAGUUAUGCGCGAUUUAGAAAAAGCAGCGAGACAUCUAUUUUUAUUGCAGCAUAUGAUUUGUAUCUCGAUAGGCAACAUUAUGCAAGUAACAUAUGUAUGUUACAUACAUAAGAUAAGAAAGUGAUAUUAAACAAUAUACAAAUAA